AUGGACGACAACUCACGCGUUGUGGCGCGACUGCCAUUCACCUUUGCUGGCCCCGCGAAACUAGCCACGGCCUCGGAGGUGGCGACGAUCCAAUAUUUGCAAAGGAAGACCAGUAUUCCGAUCCCUAAAAUCCUCGACUGGAGUGACGAUGCAGGGAAUAGUGUUGGAAGUAAAUACAUCAUCAUGGAACACGCAGCUGGUGUUCCACUACAGCAAAAAUGGCCCUACCUGUCGGGGGAGCAGAAACAUACGGAUCUCUCUAUCUUUCCACUACCCAACUGGGGUCUCUCUCUGGGCUACCGCUCGAUGGCGAAUUCUGCAUUGGGCCUCACUGUGGAACCAGAUAUUGGGAUGUUGGUGAGUGAAGAUACUACCAGCAUGCACCUCCUAACCGAGGCCCAUUCAUCCAGCAUAGAGCCGGCUUUCUGGUAUGCAGAUGAAGUUCCGGACUUCGCAGCCUAUGCACCUUCCUCGACAUCAUCUACUCAGGAAGUAGUUGGCAGCGAGCUUUGUGCAAAAACAUACGACGCCUGUACUCAAUUUCUUAUGCCAAAAGUUGCUCAACCUAGGUUAAUGGAUGAGAGCAUGUUUCGCCCUUUUCAAGUGGGAGAAAAUUGGAAUUGCUGGCUCGUGUCCAUUCGCGUACCGACAACACAAGAAAUCGUUCUGCGACAGAAAGAGUACAGGCGUUUUGAGGUCGCCCAGCAUCUAAAGCGUGAUUUGUCAGGCUUGCUUGACUGUGCAACUGAUGGAUGGGUUCCUCCAGAGAACUUGGAAACAGCAAAGAGAGAAAACGAGGCAAUGUUCCAGGGAAUGCUGAACGCCGUGCUCAUAAACGAAGAUACAGAGGAAGACGAGCCGGUAAGGGAUGAAAGGGACCUGAGACAUUUGGCCCUUCGAUCUGCCAAAUGA
Molecule: messenger RNA, 912 nt
Organism: Aspergillus affinis
Lineage: Eukaryota; Fungi; Ascomycota; Eurotiomycetes; Eurotiales; Aspergillaceae
Exons: 5
Coding region: 1-912 (303 amino acids)
Cellular component (GO): mitochondrion
Source: RefSeq, a predicted model, not a curated record